Callorhinus ursinus (northern fur seal) is the source of this 3141-nucleotide messenger RNA. The record is from RefSeq and is a predicted model, not a curated record. NCBI's taxonomy places the organism in Eukaryota, Metazoa, Chordata, Mammalia, Carnivora, Otariidae.
GGCCGCGCCCAGCCUUUUGGCGACGGUCCUUGGUCCCGGCCGUGGCGGGGGUCGCAGGUUGUCCGGGGUAGGUUCUCCUCGGCGCUCCCCCAUGGAGGAGGCGGCGCUCACUGCUGCAGCCCUGGAUGCUCUCACCUCCUUCUGUACGGCGACGAAGGCGCUGGCCGCGCGAGCUCAAGAGGCGGCGGCCCGUGCGGCCUGUGUGGGCGUGUAAGCGGAGGUGACCAGGGCCAGUUAGUGGAGGGGAAGCCGCAUGGCCGGCCUCCAAUUGGGUAAGCUGUCUGUUGAAGCAGUAUGUUGUCCUUGGUUGAGUAGGUUUCAUGUUGGCCGGAGCUACUCUGCCAGGGUUUAAAACUUUAAAUGAGAAUAAAGAGUAUUUACAAGGAAAUGAAAGUGAAUAAGUCAUCUCUAACUGCUUCCAGACUUUUUUUCAUAAGAGAGACCAUAUUAAACUUACAUAUUUGAAGAUUGCAUAAUCCUGCCUCCAGCACCAGUGGUUUCUCUGUUUUGUGAUCAAUGUGACUCACAAGAACUUCUUUAGUAACAAACGAAAUGAUCCAGGGGCGUGGAAAAUAUGACUUUUACAUUGGUCUGGGAUUGGCUAUGAGCUCCAGCAUUUUCAUUGGCGGGAGUUUCAUUUUGAAAAAAAAAGGUCUUCUGCGACUUGCCAGGAAAGGCUCCAUGAGAGCAGGUCAAGGUGGCCAUGCAUAUCUUAAAGAAUGGUUGUGGUGGGCUGGAUUGCUAUCAAUGGGAGCAGGUGAGGUGGCCAACUUUGCUGCAUAUGCCUUUGCACCAGCCACCCUAGUGACUCCGUUAGGAGCUCUCAGCGUACUAGUAAGUGCCAUUCUUUCUUCAUACUUCCUAAAUGAAAGACUUAAUCUUCAUGGGAAAAUUGGAUGUUUGCUAAGUAUUCUAGGAUCUACAGUUAUGGUCAUUCAUGCUCCCAAAGAAGAGGAAAUUGAGACUUUAAAUGAAAUGUCCCACAAGCUGGGAGAUCCAGGUUUUGUGGUCUUUGCAACACUUGUGGUCAUUGUGUCAUUGAUACUAAUCUUCGUGGUGGGACCUCGCCAUGGACAGACAAACAUUCUUGUGUACAUAACAAUCUGCUCUGUAAUUGGAGCAUUUUCCGUCUCCUGUGUUAAGGGCCUGGGCAUUGCUAUCAAAGAGCUCUUUGCUGGAAAGCCUGUGCUGCGACAUCCCCUGGCCUGGAUUCUGCUGCUGAGCCUUAUAGUCUGUGUGAGCACACAGAUUAACUACCUGAACAGGGCCCUGGAUAUAUUCAAUACUUCCAUUGUGACUCCAAUAUAUUAUGUAUUCUUUACAACAUCAGUUUUAACUUGUUCAGCUAUUCUUUUUAAGGAAUGGCAAGAUAUGCCUGUUGAUGAUGUCAUUGGUACUUUGAGUGGCUUCUUUACAAUCAUUGUGGGAAUAUUCUUGUUGCAUGCCUUUAAAGAUGUCAGCUUUAGUCUAGCAAGUCUCCCUGUGUCUUUUCGAAAAGACGAAAAAGCAAUGAAUGGCAAUCUCUCUAACAUAUAUGAAGUUCUUAAUAAUAAUGAAGAAAGCUUAACCUGUGGAAUUGAACAACACAGUGGCGAAAAUAUCUCCCGAAGAAAUGGGAAUCUCACAGCUUUUUAAGAAAAAUGUAAUUAAAAGGUUAAUCUAUAAUUGUGUUAUAAAGUGAACUUUAAUAUCAGAAUGUGUCUGAAAAAGCAUUGUUCUCAAAAAAAAAAAAUGUUCUCUAGAGACAAUCUUUUUUAAAGUUUCACUGAUUUGGACCAAGAAAUUACUUUUCUUAUAUUUACAUGAUGGUAGCUCACUAAAAUGACCUCAGUACCUGGCCAAUUUCUAUUAACAUUGUAUUAUUAUAGAGGUAUUUUAAAUUUUUCCUUCACCGAAAUCUAAAUGCACUGACAGUUUUAAGUCUAUUGAAAAUGCUUUAUUUUUUCAUUGGUGAUGAAAAUCUGAAAUGUACAUUUGUCAUCCCCACUCCAUCAAUCCCUGACCAUUUGAAGGCUUUUUGAUUUAAAAAGGAACAAAAUUUUCCUAACACAUUAUCCUGUGAUUUACCUUAAUUAUAAAAAUGACUCCUGUUUGAUGAAUUAUUUUGAGAUAUUAAAGAGAAUCGUAAGUUAUAAAAUGAAGAAAAACUCAACUUACCAAACAAAAAAGGGUAGGAAGCUGCGUGAUGGGAGAUGUUUCUCACACUGACUUUUCACCACACAUUUGAUGGUCUUUGUAUUCCUUGAUGGCACCUUGCUAAAACCAGCUCAUCUGCGUCAGGCUGCAGCCUGACUGGUUUUAUUCUUCACUCUGAUCCCUUGAUACCUGGAAUCUUGAUUUACCAUUUUACAUCAGCUCUUGUACUUUUCAGUAUAUUUUCAUAAUGAGUUACAUUGUCAUCUAGAUCUAAUAACUCUGGGAAAUAAAGUCCAAAGACUAAUUUCUUAAAUUUAGCUCAUGUUAUAAUAAAAAGACAAAUUGGAAGUUCUUUUCAAGUCUGAAUGCUUAGAACAAACAUGUUUGUAAAAUAUGGUUUCUUUGUACCCAGUAUCUUAUUUUGCUUUAGAGUUUGUUCAGAUCACGGUGUAUUUUCGUCUAAAAAUGUCCAUGAAAAGACGUUUAUGGAAAAUAUCAAAUGUAUGCAAAAAAGGUAGACUAGUAUAAUGAACUCCAUCCAGCUUCAGAACCAAUCAUCAUAGCAAUUAAUUGGGCUUUUAAAAAUACCAUUUCCACCUGGGUAGUAGGAAGAACAUGGGCUUGUUCCCACUGUGCUGCUCCUGUCCAAGGUCACACAGCUUAACCCCUACUGUGUAACCAGUCACCACUGGUGCCUCACUGUCCUUGCCUGGGGGUUGCUGGAUCCUCACUGUGGUGGUGGCACCAGCGUCCCACCACACAGCUAUUGGCUUUAUCAGGGCAAAAUUUCAUGAAAUAAAUUCCCUUUCCCCAUUUUUUUUUUUUUGAAUCCUCUAAGGAGCCUUUGUAGACUUUUUUUUUCUAAUUGCCUCCCCCAUGUAAUCUUAAUGUCACAGAUAACACUGUUUAUGUACUAUAUAUCUAUACACCUAACAGAACCAGUUUUCACCCCCGUGGGUGUGAUACGGCACUCAGAAUGCAUAGAUUAAUAAAUUCUUAAUUCAA